CUGUCUUUUCCCUAUUUACGCGGAGGUUUUCAUCGACUUCGGAGGGAUGGAUCACCUCGUGGUGGCGGUGAUCAGAAUGUAAAUGUGAAUCAGAAUCAUCGUUUACUUUCAUCACGCAAUUCCUUAUAUCCAGCGACAAUGAUAACACGUUCACGUGGUAGCACUCCUAACUUUGGUAAUCGUUUCGUCGAUUCGAGUAUCGCGUCGAUUGGAAACGUUUCAUCAUCAUCACUGAGUGCGAUGACCAAUCGAGAUAGUAAUCUGCGACCAUUUGCCCAGACCUUUCCACCUCGUGCAUCCAAUCAAGCAACAUUCAACUCACACCGGAAUGAUCGUUACAAUAUGCGACAACAAAUUCAUCGUGAUAAACGUUCUUCAAUUGAGAAAUACGGUGGUUCAGAGACGAAUGCAGUGCAUCAAAAUGACAUUAACAGCACUCGAACAUCGCCAGAUGGGGGUAAGUAUUUCGUGCAAUUUUUCUUUUAA
Molecule: messenger RNA, 486 nt
Organism: Anisakis simplex (herring worm)
Lineage: Eukaryota; Metazoa; Nematoda; Chromadorea; Rhabditida; Anisakidae
Source: the annotation of a GenBank genome assembly